This is a messenger RNA of Etheostoma cragini (Arkansas darter), 3671 nucleotides long. RefSeq names its product signal peptide, CUB domain, EGF-like 1 (gene scube1). The transcript has 23 exons. Gene Ontology annotation, molecular function: calcium ion binding. Gene Ontology annotation, biological process: signal transduction. Gene Ontology annotation, cellular component: cell surface. The coding region runs from base 140 to 3202 and encodes 1020 amino acids. NCBI's taxonomy places the organism in Eukaryota, Metazoa, Chordata, Actinopteri, Perciformes, Percidae. The record is from RefSeq and is a predicted model, not a curated record.
GCGGUCCUCCUCCUCUGGUAUCAGACACACACACACACACACACACACACACACACACACACACACACCCCACACACACACACACACGCAGUCCAAACCCCCAGAAAAGCCCAGCUGAAUCCUCACACCGUCUGUCAGCAUGGGGAGCGCUUGUUUUUCCCGGGACGUUUGUUUGUUUAUCCUCCUCAUAAAUACUUGCAGGGUGAUGGGGAAUGUCGGACUCGCAGAUGCAGAUGAGUGUGCAGAAGCUUCGGAUGACUGCCACAUCGACGCCCUCUGCCAGAACACGCCCAAGUCCUACAACUGCAUCUGCAAGCCGGGCUACAAGGGAGAUGGCAAGCAAUGCGAAGACAUGGACGAGUGUGAAAACGACUACAAUGGAGGCUGUGUCCAUGAAUGCAUCAACAUACCUGGCAACUACAGGUGCACCUGCUACGAUGGAUUCAUGCUGGCCCACGACGGACACAACUGUCAGGAUGUGGACGAGUGCGUGGACAACAACGGCGGAUGCCAGCAAGUGUGUGUCAACACCAUGGGGAGCUACGAGUGUCAGUGCACCGACAGCUUCUUCCUCAGCGACAACCAGCAUACUUGCAUCCACCGCUCCGAUGAUGGGAUGAACUGCAUGAACAAGGACCACGGCUGUGCCCACAUCUGCAGAGAAGCUCCAGGCAAAGGUGGGGUGUCGUGCGAGUGCCGUCCUGGCUUUGAGCUGGCCAAAAACCAGAAAGAAUGUACAUUGACGUGCAACUAUGGAAACGGCGGUUGCCAGCACACUUGUGAUGACACAGACACAGGGCCGGUGUGUGGCUGUCACCAGAAGUACGCCCUGCACUCAGACAGCAAGACCUGCAUCGAGAAAGAUGAGGCUGCAAUUGAGAGCUCUGAGUUCAAUGCCACGUCAGUAGCUGAUGUGGACAAGCGGGUGAAACGGCGGCUACUUAUGGAGACCUGUGCCGUCAACAACGGCGGCUGCGACAGGACGUGUAAAGACACGGCCACAGGGGUGCGCUGCAGCUGCCCCGUGGGAUUCACUCUGCAGCCUGAUGGCAAAACCUGCAAAGACAUCGACGAAUGCCAGGAGAACAACGGAGGCUGCGAUCACUUCUGCCGGAACACAGUGGGAUCCUUCGAAUGCAGCUGCCAGAAAGGACACAAACUGCUCACUGAUGAACGGACAUGUGAAGACAUUGACGAAUGCUCCUUUGAGAGAACCUGUGACCACACCUGCAUCAACUACCCUGGCAGCUUUGAGUGCUUGUGCAAAAAGGGAUACAUCCUGUAUGGCCUCACUCACUGUGGAGACAUUGAUGAGUGCAGCAUCAGUAACGGGAGCUGUGAGAAUGGCUGCAUAAAUACCCAGGGAGGCUACGAGUGUGUGUGUCCACCUGGACAGAAACUCCACUGGAACAAAAAAGAUUGCAUCGAGGCGGUGAAGUGUCUUCCUAAUGGGAAGCCAGCACCCCGAGCCCAGCUUAUGUGCAACAAGAGUGGAGGAGCAGAGGUCUGCUCACUCUCCUGCCCAUCCAAUGCCCUCUUCCUUGCAGACUCAGAGAACAGCUACACACUGAGCUGUGGAGUGCCUGUACAGCCUGGUAAAGCUCCUCAGAAGAGGAAUGCCACCACUGCGUUACCUACAUGUGCCGACACACUGGCCCCCCCAAUCAAACAGAAGGCCAGGUUCAAGAUCAAAGACGCCAAGUGUCACCUAAAGCCCCGCAACAAGGAGAAACACAGAGAUUCAUCCAAGCAGAACCUGCAAGUAGGCCAGUUCCCCUGCACCGACGACUGCCAGGUAACUUUUGUCAACCUCAAGUGCGACUCAUCUAAGAAGCGCCGACGGGGACGCAAAUCUCCUUCCAAAGAGGUUUCCCACAUCACAGCUGAGUUUGAGAUGGAGAUGAAGGAGGAAGAAGCUUCAGACACGUGUAAUGUGGACUGUGUGCGGGAAAGGAUGAAGCAGAAGCUGCAGAGCACCAUGCGGACGCUCAGGAAGUCCAUCAACAAACAGCAGUUUUACAUCCAGUUCUUUGGGACGGAGUACGAGGUGGCCCAGAAACCGUCCAGGGCACCAGAGGGAGUCGAGGCCUGCAGCACGGGGCAAGUCCUCCGAGACGGAAAAUGUGUGAGCUGUGGUGUGGGGACAUUCUACAGUGGGGAGCAGGAUCAGUGUGUCCAGUGUCCUGCCGGUACCUACCAGGACACGGUGGGGCAGCUGUCCUGUGAGCCAUGUCCCAGCACUGAAGGACAGGGCAUCGCUGGCGCCAAGAAUGUGUCUCAGUGUGGAGGUCAGUGUACAGCAGGCCACUUCUCUGCUGACGGGUUCCGUCCAUGCCAGCCCUGUGCACUGGGUUCCUACCAGCCAGAACCAGGCAGAGUUCUCUGCUUCCUCUGUGGAGGAGGUCUCCUGACCAAGUAUGAAGGAUCAGUGUCCUUCAGGGACUGUGAGGCGAAAGUGCACUGUGCUCCUGGACACUACUACAACUCCAGUACCCAUCGCUGUAUCCGCUGCCCAGCAGGAACCUACCAGUCUGAGUUUGGGCAGAACUACUGUAUCACCUGCCCGGGGAACACCACCACUGACUUUGACGGGGCCACCAACGUGUCCCACUGCAAAAACCAGCUGUGUGGAGGCGAGCUGGGAGAAUACACAGGCUACAUUGAGUCUCCUAACUACCCAGGAGACUACCCAUCCAACGUUGACUGCAUCUGGACCAUCAACCCACCACACAAGAGGCGGAUUCUCAUCGUGGUACCAGAGAUCUUCCUCCCCAUUGAGGAUGAGUGUGGAGACGUGCUAGUCAUGAGGAAGAGUGCCCUUCCUACCUCCAUCACCACCUAUGAGACGUGUCAGACCUAUGAGCGGCCCAUUGCCUUCACCUCUCGCUCUCGCAAGCUCUGGAUUCAGUUUAAGUCCAACGAGGGCAACAGUGGCAAAGGGUUCCAAGUUCCAUACGUCACCUACGAUGAGGACUACCAACAGCUGAUAGAGGACAUAGUGCGCGAUGGCAGGCUCUAUGCCUCUGAGAACCACCAGGAGAUACUAAAGGACAAGAAGCUAAUAAAGGCCCUGUUUGACGUGCUGGCCCAUCCCCAGAACUACUUCAGGUACACGGCACAGGAGUCCAAAGAGAUGUUCCCUCGCUCUUUCAUCAAGCUGCUGCGCUCCAAAGUCACCAGGUUCCUAAGGCCGUACAAAUAGACGGGGCCUCUCCACUGUCCUGUUAAAUCCAUCAACUUAAAUGUAACCCCCCCCCCCCCCUCCCUUGUCUACUUCUCACUGCCUUUGUCAAUGUGUUUUUGUAUCUGUUUUAUGACUACACAUCUUCAUUUCCUGUAUUUUUCCUCAAUCCUCACAUGCUGCCUUUCCUCAUCUUUGACCCCUUUAAGUAGUAACACAUCACACACGCUUCUCUCUUGCUACUACAGCUUUUUCUAUAAGGUUUGACCAAUAUGGGUUUUGCAGGCCAGUAUUAAUAUUUUUAAAACAAAGUGGGAGAUGCCCGAUAUAAAUUGUGUGUAUAUAUUCUUUCCUUAAAUCUGAACAUUUUAUACUGAAGAGUAUUUUUUUCCAGUUUGGUACAAUAACAUUUAGCAGCUCCUUAAGACAGGGUGGCCAUGCGUGCCAGUGAAGGUGCAAUAACUGCAGUACUGGUGGUGGAUGUUUUAAU